Owenia fusiformis is the source of this 900-nucleotide messenger RNA. Lineage: Eukaryota; Metazoa; Annelida; Polychaeta; Sabellida; Oweniidae. The record is from the annotation of a GenBank genome assembly.
AUGAGAGUUCUCUAUGUAUAUGUGACGUUGCAGCUUAUAUUCUGUGGUAUUCAUCUAACCGAAAGUCACCUACAUUAUAGAAAGCACAAUGAAACCAACUUGUGUUCGUCUGUAAGAGGUGAUUCAACGGUGACUUGGAGCUACAGGAGUGAUGGAAAGAAAGAAUAUGAGGCACUGUGUGUUAGUCAAGGCUCAACGAUUACAUUCGAGUUUUCGUCUGGCCAUAACGUUGACAAACUACCAGACGAGACUGCGUAUGAUGGGUGUGAUACGACAAAUGGCAAUUUCGAGGAAAGCCCCAAAGUGUAUACAAUGAGCAGCCUCAAGACAUAUUAUUUUGCAUGUGGCAUUUACUCGCAUUGUGAAAUAGGUGGUAUGCGAAUCAAGAUACAUGUUGUUCCAGAAGUUGUGACAACGGAGGAAACUAUGACGGAUCAAACAGAUGUUAUGACAACAACUCCUAUCACAACACAGAAGCCCAUGAUGAAAAGUUAUCAACCACCCGAGAAAUGCCCAGAUGAGAUUAGAACAUGUGUGAUUGAUCCAUGUGACAAAAGGGUUCGGCCUGACUGCCCUGCUUGCCCCCGUGCUAAAUGUGUCUCCGAUUAUUGUCCUAACUGCUGGGAUCCGCUGUUCAAAUUAGGGAAGAAGAGAUAUGUUGACUGUGGCAGAGUCGAGUGUGAUGAUCCUGAAGAUUGCAAAGUGGACCCCUGUAGCAUUGUAAAGAAGCCUAAGAAGGGCCAGUGCGUAUCUAACAACUGCGGUGGAUGCAAGGCAGUGUGUUACAAUAAGAAGUGUAGGAAGGUGAAAUGCAAGAAACUUAAAAUGAAGACCACACCAACGAUGCCCUGAUUGACAAGCACCAAUUCAACAUUAUGAUCACUUUAAGAAAAUAAAGAG